AUGCUACGAUGGUACCAAGCCCGCCUCGCGGCCCGGCCGCUGCUCACCCAAGCGAUCACCACCUCGGUGCUAUUCGCGGUGGGCGACAUCACAGCCCAGCAACUCGUCGACAAGAAAGGCGUUGAGAAGCACGACCUCGCCCGCACAGGGCGCAUGGCGCUCUACGGCGGAGUGGUCUUCGGCCCCGCCGCAGCAACCUGGUUCAAGUUCCUCUCGGCACGGGUGAACCUCUCUUCCCCCAACGCGACCAUGCUCGCGCGCGUGGCGGUGGACCAGGGGGUGUUCGCGCCGACGUUCAUCGGGGUGUUCCUGAGUAGCAUGGCGGUGCUGGAGGGGACGUCGCCGAGCGAGAAGCUGCAGCGCAGCUACUCGGAGGCGCUGCUGACCAACUGGAUGAUCUGGCCGUUUGUGCAGAUGGUCAACUUCAAGUUCAUGCCGCUACAGCACCGGCUGCUGUUUGUCAAUGUGAUUAGUAUUGGGUGGAACUGCUAUCUGAGCUUUUUGAAUAGCGCCGGGGAUAAGGGGAAGGUGGUGGAGGAGGAGGAGAAGGAGAGGAAGGAGAAGCGGGCUGCUUGA
Molecule: messenger RNA, 576 nt
Organism: Chaetomium globosum CBS 148.51
Lineage: Eukaryota; Fungi; Ascomycota; Sordariomycetes; Sordariales; Chaetomiaceae
Exons: 3
Coding region: 1-576 (191 amino acids)
Cellular component (GO): cytoplasm; membrane; mitochondrion
Source: RefSeq, a predicted model, not a curated record